AUUGUUUUACAGCGCAUGCGCAAAAAGAGAAAACAUGUAGAGCGCCGACCGCAGAACCAUGAACAGAUUGAACUUCCGGGAACUCUCGAAAGCCGCGAAACUCUAUGGCAGCCUUUCUCAACCUUGGGCCGUUCGUACCCGCCAUCAAACGUUGUUGGACUACAACUCCCGUCAUCCCUUGCUAACAGAAUUGGUUCCCUCUGCUAUGCAUGCCGGGAACCGGUGCCUCGCCCUCAGGCGCUAGAGGAGGGCGUGCUGGGACAUGUAGUCCAGCUCUCUCGCCAAGUGGCUUGGCGGAAACGCCGCCAAAGAGAAGGACGACUCGGUUUCCCAGCGCCCUCAGCGCGGCUGAUCCUGACAGGCGCGUUUUCGCGCCGCGAAGGCGGAGGGCUGGUCAAGAUGGCGGCGGCCGCGCUGCUGCUGGUCUUCCCGUCUCCUUUGCCUCGGAUCCAAGGCUUCCUCCGAAGCUGCUGGUCCCAGCUGGGCUGCCGCAGCCCGCCCGGGGCUCCUGCUUUAGCAAUUCAGGGUCCAGCUUUUUUGCCUGAACCUACAGAAGAGAAUGCUGAAAGUAAGGAGACUCCAAGCUUUCUAGACAGCAUAUUUUGGAUGGCAGCCCCAAAAUCAAGGCGGACCAUUGAAGUAAAUCGCUGCAGGCGAAGGAAUCCUAGGAACCUUAUAAAAAUAAAGCGAAACAUUGACGUCUGUCCUCAGUGUGGCAACCUGAAACUGAAGCAUAUUCUUUGUGGCUAUUGUUAUGCAAAGGUUAAACGGGAGACAGUUGCCAUAAGGAAAGAAAUAUGGGCACAGGAGGGAGGACCACAUAAGGCUCCACCUGUAGAGACUGUUGUACUGUAUGAGGGAGAGAAAGCUAGAGAUGAAGAUGAAGGCAAGCGGAUCAUAGAACGAACAAGGAAGCGCCCAUCUUGGUUCACACAGGACUGAUUAUGUAGCACAGUGGAAUCUUUGGUCGCAAAAUCCUUGAUCUCGCAGAAUAAAAAUAGCUGAAAAAAAUGCUACUGAUAACACUUAUCCACAGAAAGGGUAAAUUUAAAUUGUAUUUUUUAAUUUGCCAUUGUAGUACAGCAUCACUGCUGUACUUUAAAUGUUAGCUGGAUGGCUAAUUUAGCUAAUGUAAACUUAGCUGAUUUUGUUAUUGUAUUAAAGUUGGUUAAGCAAAGUCAAUCAUUUGCAGGAGCAGAUUCUUACGGCAUCUAUUUGGUCAUAUUACACUGUACUGUGCAUUGGGGGGGAAACCAUGGAUUUAAACUGUAUUUGUAAAUGAAAUAAAGCAUAUUCAGCAUUAUAAUAAAUACUGUGCGUGGUUCCAUUUGAAA
Molecule: messenger RNA, 1334 nt
Organism: Podarcis muralis (Common wall lizard)
Lineage: Eukaryota; Metazoa; Chordata; Lepidosauria; Squamata; Lacertidae
Product: large ribosomal subunit protein bL32m-like
Biological process (GO): translation
Cellular component (GO): mitochondrial large ribosomal subunit
Molecular function (GO): structural constituent of ribosome
Source: RefSeq, a predicted model, not a curated record